GUUUUGGUAGGGCUGCCAUAAGAUCAAAAGGACGAAGUAGAUUGUACACAGCAGGACCGUUGUACCCAACACUGCCACGCUGUCAGCCAUGGAAGCACCAGACAUCCCAACCAAGCACAAAGCUCUCAUCUACGACAACCCGGGGAGCAUCUCUGCAAAGGUCGAAUAUGUCGACACCCCGAGGCCCGGUGUGGGCGAGGUCCUCGUCAAGUUGACGCACUCGGGCUUGUGUCACAGUGACAUGGCCAUCAUGACGAAUCGCUGGACCGCCAGGAUCGAACCGACCCCCAAGGGUCAAAUCGGCGGACACGAAGGCGUGGGAGAGAUUGUGGCAUUUGGUCCUGGCGCGGUGGUAGACCAGUCACUGAAGUUGGGAUCUCGAGUGGGAAUCAAGUGGAUGGCCUACGCAUGUUGCAACUGCAUCAUUUGUCUGUCUGGUCUUGAUUCGUAUUGUGAAUCUGGAAAGGUUUCAGGGUUCUUCUACCCUGGGACUUUUCAACAAUAUGCCAUUGCCCCGGCGCAUUAUGUCACUCCCAUACCUGACGGCGUCCCAAGUGACAUGGCCGCACCUCUGCUUUGUGCAGGUUUGACGGUAUAUUCUGCCCUACGGAAAGCCGGUGCCGAACCAGGAGACCCGGUCCUCAUCAUGGGUUCUGGUGGAGGUCUCGGCCACUUGGCUCUACAAAUAGGCGCCAACGGCAUGGGAUACCGGAUGAUGGGCGUCGACAUGGGCGACAAGGAGACCAUUUCCCGUGAAUGUGGCGCAGAAGACUUCUUCGACCUGAGCAAAUACUCCGGUGAUGGCUCUGAAAAAGAACUGGCCGAUGAUGUAAAAGCUGCCACUGGAGGUCGAGGUGCCGCGGCGGUGAUUGUUUGUACGGGCCAUAACGCCGCCUACGCCCAAGCUCUGUCCCUCUUGAGGAUCGGGGGCACCGUGGUCUGCGUUGGGAUUCCUGAAGGCGGUGAAGUGGCCAUGCCGAACGCGACGCCGUCUCAGUUCAUCUAUUUGAAUGCCAAAGUCGUGGGUAGUUCGGUGGGAAAUCGUCUAGAGGCCAUUCAACUCAUGGAGUUGGCUGCGAGAGGUAAAGUCAAGACGCAUUUUCAAAUCAAAAAGAUGGAAGACGCUGCAGAGGUGUUUGAACUCAUGGACAAGAAUAGAUUACAAGGAAGAGUAGUGUUUGACCUGCAAGCUUGAAUUAAGUAAG
Exophiala oligosperma is the source of this 1205-nucleotide messenger RNA. RefSeq lists its product as uncharacterized. The record is from RefSeq and is a predicted model, not a curated record. The transcript has 4 exons. NCBI's taxonomy places the organism in Eukaryota, Fungi, Ascomycota, Eurotiomycetes, Chaetothyriales, Herpotrichiellaceae. Gene Ontology annotation, molecular function: zinc ion binding; oxidoreductase activity. The coding region runs from base 89 to 1195 and encodes 368 amino acids.